Molecule: messenger RNA, 1428 nt
Organism: Mycosarcoma maydis (corn smut)
Lineage: Eukaryota; Fungi; Basidiomycota; Ustilaginomycetes; Ustilaginales
Exons: 1
Coding region: 1-1428 (475 amino acids)
Molecular function (GO): RNA binding
Source: RefSeq, a predicted model, not a curated record
AUGGGAAAGAAGGACAAAUCCACCAAGGCCGCUGCGCCCGCCGUCAACGCCAAGAAGGCUAGCAAGAAGGACAAGAAGGCGGCUCCUGCUGCCAACGUCGUCGAGCCCAAGGCCAACGGCGUCGACAAAAAGGCAAAGUACAACAACAAGAAGGGCAAGAAGGAAGCCACCAAGAAGGAGCCCACUCCUGAGCCUGAGCCUGAGUCCGAGUCCGAGUCCGAGUCCGAGUCCAGCGACGAUUCGAGCGACAGCGACAACGACAAGUCCAAGUCCAGCUCCGAUUCGUCGUCCGACUCUGACUCGUCCGACUCGAGCGACGACGAGCAGGUCGAAACCAAGGCCGCCCCAGCUGCCAAAACCAACGGCAAGCCCGCCGCUGCUCCUGUUGCCGAGGCCAGCUCGUCUUCCGACUCUUCCGAUGACUCGUCCGACUCUGAUUCUUCAUCCGAAUCGGACUCGGAUUCGGACUCGUCUGACUCUUCCGAUGACGACGAGGAUGAGAAGCCCGCUGCCGCUGCCGACUCCAAGAAGCGCAAGGCCGAGGACGAGGCACCUUCCGCCAAGAAGGUCAAGACCGAAGACGGAACUGCCGCUGCCGCUGCCGCCGCCCCUGCCGAGCUUGCAGAGGGCGAGACCAACCAGAUCUGGGUUGGGCAGCUCUCGUGGAACGUCGACAACGACUGGCUCAAGUCCGAGAUGGAGGUGUUUGGCGAGGUCACCAGCGCUCGCGUCCAACUUGACCGCACUUCGGGCAAGAGCCGUGGCUUUGGCUACGUAGACUUUGCCACCGCCGCUGCUGCCAAGAAGGCGUUUGACGAGGGCCAGGGAAAGGAGGUGGAUGGGCGUGCUAUCCGCAUCGACCUUUCCACUCCCAAGGGCGAUGUUACUGAGAACCGCGCCAAAAAGUUCAACGACCAGCGAUCGGCUCCCUCCAGCACGCUGUUUAUUGGCAACCUCUCGUUUGACGUCAGCGAAGACGACGUCUGGAACGCCUUCUCGGAGCACGGUGAAGUUUCCGGUGUUCGUCUGCCCAAGGACCCCGACUCGGGUCGUCCCAAGGGUUUCGGUUACGUCGAGUUUGCCGCUCAGGAGAGCGCACAGGCUGCUAUUGACGCCAUGACUGGCCAGGAGCUCGCCGGCCGUCCUCUGCGUCUCGACUUCUCCACACCAAGGGACCGUGAUGGCGGCGCCGGUGGGCGUGGCGGUGGACGCGGUGGCGGAUUCGGUGGCGGACGUGGUGGCGGACGUGGCGGUGGAUUCGGUGGCGGACGUGGUGGUGGACGCGGCGGCGGACGUGGUGGCCGCGGUGGUUCGGACGGCUCGUUCCGUGGCAUGCCCCGCGGUGGUGGAUGGGGUGCUCGAGGUGGCAGUGCACGAACUGGUGGCGCUGCUGAUUUCUCGGGCAAAAAGAUGACAUUUGACGACUAA